Molecule: messenger RNA, 2241 nt
Organism: Aricia agestis (brown argus)
Lineage: Eukaryota; Metazoa; Arthropoda; Insecta; Lepidoptera; Lycaenidae
Product: GSK3B-interacting protein-like
Exons: 2
Coding region: 153-512 (119 amino acids)
Biological process (GO): regulation of canonical Wnt signaling pathway
Cellular component (GO): cytoplasm
Molecular function (GO): protein kinase A binding; kinase regulator activity
Source: RefSeq, a predicted model, not a curated record
UUCGUAGUGAAAUUUGCAUCUUGCAUCAACCAAAAUAAACAAUAAAAUUGUUAUUUCUUAGUUCUUACCACAUCUUUAUCAAAAUUAUCGAUAAUUGAUACAUCUAUAUUACGUGUGCUAGAGGAUCGGAUAUUCAUAAAAUAAAAGGAGCCAUGACCGAAGAGAGGGUGCUGGACGAGGAGUCCUGGCCGAUGGAAGCGGAAGCCGCCAUUAACGACAUCCGCAAACACGUCAACUCCGCACAAAUCUCCCCCGAGCUGAAAAGCAGCAACCAGAAAAUCUUCAUCAACCUCACCACGCUAGAGAACACGCCCUUCUGCAUAGAGAUGUCAGGGUCUGGUUUCCGAAUCGUCGGCAGACAGUACAACGACGCCAGUUUAUCCCAUAUUGAGGAUAAAUACUACGAAACCCCAUACGCGCUGCUGAAUGUCAUCAGUAAAAAGUACAAGGAGUCUUUCGGUGGGGAACUCAUGAAUAGGCUGCUAGAUCUGGCGAAGCAAACUGAAGGCUGACGAUGAACGUUCGUGUUUCUCUACAGGGUAUUGUUCUAUCAUCUGUAGUAUUUAACUUCCUUACUAGUAAAGGAUCUGCGCUGUGUAUUCAGAUGUUAUAAUUACAAUAAUUAUUAUCUGUCAAGCUACUUUUUAACCGACUUAAAAGAAGAUGAGGAUUCGUUGAAGAAUUUGCCCUAAGGAUUGUUCGAGUUGGCUGGUAGCGAAUUCAAAAUUAUGAUAAGUAGCCAAGGUUAUUUAGAGAAUAAGAAUGAUUUUAUACUAUUUAGUUUUUUUUUUAAUUUAACUUAUCAGAGGAGGACAGAACAUGGUGUAACUAAAACGUAUGUAUACACAGAGUAGAAGUUUUAUUAAAACGGGAUCAGUGUUUAAAUCUUGUCGCGUUAGCUUUAAAUUUAGAAAAUAUUGGUAUACAAACUUUGGCUCUAGUUGCGUAAAUGUACCUACGUCAAUUUCAAGUCACUUUUAUAAUAGUGCUAUUAGUACACUCAGGCUGGUUUGUAUGCGUCCGCACGAACGAGCGGUUUGGCCGCUACACCGCGUGAUCACAAGGAAUACGUAACGAUAUGUAACGAUUUAUUUAAAUAGCGGCGCGGUCUGAGCGAGCAGCCUCGCGAGGCAAAUCCUGGGUCGCUCAAGACGUGCCUCGCCCGACGCAAACGGCCUCGCUGCAUCGCCCGAGCGUGCCGCGGCCCGAGCCGAGCGUGGUCGGUUUUUGUCGAUGCUCAGGCGCCUCGGUACGCUCACUUAAGACGGUAGUGUUUUGCCUCGCUUAUUCGUUGCGUGUUGGUUGUGCGUUUCAAGUUAAACUGAGCGUCGAUGCUGGCUAAGCCUUACGGUGGCCAUGCCGAGGCUGCCUCGCAGGCAGCCUCUGUUAUGAAAACUUAUAGACCGAGGCCGCCUCGGUUUAGAAAACUUACAGACGAGCAUCGACAAAAACCGACAACGCUCGGCUCGGGCCGUGGCACGCUCGGGCGAGGCAGCGCGUGCGUUUGCCCCGGGUGAGAGUUUCUUGACCGACCGAGGAUUUGCCUCGCGAGGCUGUUCGCUUAGCCGCCAAACCGCGCGUUCACGCGGACGAAUAUAAAUAGUCGAACCUAAAUUAAAAUUAUUAUCCUGAGGUUUUAUCAACUCUAUUCUUUUUGUCUGUUUAUUCUUAAUGAUAGUUGAAUAUUCUUUUGCCAAAAAGGAGUGUUUGUGGAUUGUAGUCUGUAGGAAUAUGAAAUGAAUGUCUAGGUAACACCGUUUGCUAUUUUGUGUUUAGCUGUGCUAUUUUUUUGUUUAUAAGUAAUUAUCUUAAUUUAAGUACUUAUGUGUCUUAGUUUUUAUUAUAAUUUUUCUCACACAAGAAAGAGAGGAAACGGAUUAAAGUAGCCUAAUCGAAGUUUAAUGUUUUUAAAUGCAUGUUUGUAAAAUCUAUUACAGAUUUUAUAAAUUAAUUUUUAGAUUCUCCUUACUAAUAAAAGUAUAUUUUGGUGCUAUCCUAGUCUUACACAUUAAAAAUGUCGUUAGAUAGACAAGGACAACCUGUAAUUACAUCCAUUGCAUAUAUUUUUAUUAGGAAAGGGAAAGACAAACGCAUAAACAGGUAUUUAACUAUUAGUUUCAUAAUGGUUCCUUGUUUGUAACUGAAAAGUUUAUAGUACUAAUACCAUCAACAGACUGAGUACAAAAUUGUGAAGUUUAUACAUUAUACACCGUAUCGUGAUAGUAAAGUAUUAUAUGUUUC